This is a messenger RNA of Cicer arietinum (chickpea), 723 nucleotides long. Its product is annotated as thioredoxin-like protein Clot. Gene Ontology annotation, cellular component: cytosol. Gene Ontology annotation, molecular function: protein-disulfide reductase [NAD(P)H] activity. Lineage: Eukaryota; Viridiplantae; Streptophyta; Magnoliopsida; Fabales; Fabaceae. The record is from RefSeq and is a predicted model, not a curated record.
GCAAAAUAGUCUAGUAAUGCUAUGAAUUCCUAAACUUCCCUUUUGGAAAAAUAAUACUCUAUUUAGAAUAAACUAUUGUAGUUGGAAAAUUAAUGAAUCUGGUUACAAAUUAAAACUAUAUACAUCAGAAUCGAAGUAUGCCGCUGAAGGUGUCCGAAGCCACAAUUUCUACCUUUGAUGCCGUCUUUGAGAAGUUCCGAUCAGAGAGUCCCCAAAACAAAGCCAACCUCAUUCUCUUCUUGGCUGACAACGACCCUUCUACCUCUCUCAGCUGGUGCCCUGAUUGUGUGAGAGCUGAGCCUGUGAUCUACAAGAAGCUGGAAACAUCAUCAAAUGAAAUUGCACUUUUGAAAGCUUAUGUUGGAGAUAGACCAACAUGGAGGAACUCAAAACAUCCAUGGAGGGUGGAUCCUAGGUUCAAGCUCACAGGUGUGCCAACGUUGAUCCGUUGGGAGAAUGAUUCGAUCAAAGGUCGCCUUGAGGAUCAUGAAGCUCACAUUGUAAACAAAAUUGAAGCCCUUGUUGCUGAUAAAUGAUUUCCAUUGUGUGUCAGAGAGUUGUUAUCACCACCCACCAUGUAGUUUAAACCUUUUUGGUGUACUCUUUAUACUUAUGCUGGAUUUAUAGCUUUGCUGGUAAAGCAUAUAUAUAAUAAAUAAAUGUUGAGUACUAAUGGUUACAAGGGAAGGUUUAAUAAAGGAUACAGCAGUUGGUUCUUACUGU